AUGCGAGCGGCACGGCGGCUCUUUCGGCACGACCACGUGCCAUCGCCCGGCAGUUCGCUGCUUAACCCACGCAGUCAGCGUGCGAAGAUUCGUCGCAUGAUGGCAACACAUACCGCACAGGAGAAGAAUUUUGAGCAACAGGCGGUGUUUGCAGGUAUUGGCAGUGGUCAAAGUGGCAAGAACAAUAACCCCUCUUCCCCUGCACGCAGUCGGAAAGAACGCUCUGCAAGAGCUUCAUUGCAUGCUGGAAAGGAGGUGGCAGAGAGGGCGAAACACAUGACAGAUAGCGAGUGGGAGAGUGUAUCAAUGGAUGAUAAACAUGCUUUUACAAAGUACGUGAGUCGUAUGUUACGUGAACACCCAACAGAGACAACAGAGCAGCAGAGACGUCGAUAUUUUGAGACUACAAUGGCCGAUGUAAGAGAUUUGGAUCCUCAGAAAACUGUUAGGGAUGAAUAUGAGCGUAUUAAACUCGGUCUACCGGUGCAUUUGAAGAAUCCACAACAUUCUCUUGGUGUUUCACAAGCUGUAUAUGAUGCUGCUGAUGCUUCUUUAUUUGAUGCAGAUAAUGUUCAUAAGUUAGAGAACGCCAUGACACAUAUCAAGCAAGUUUUUGCAGAUUAUGUGCGCAAGAAGCGUGAGGGUGUAAGUACUGAGGCAGAACGACGACAAUUGGCCAAUAUGACGGCUGAUCUUAACGUGGAAACACAAAAACAUCUUGCCAAUACCUUUAAGUAUGCAGAGAUGCGUCUGCGUCAGGUGACACUAGAUGAAAGACAUCGUCAGAUGGCAGAAAUUGAACGGUUAAAAAAAAUAGCUAUGAAAAAAAGUGGUGGAUCACAACAAGAGCAAAAGAAACAUAAAAAAACAGCUCGUAUGGAGAGAUUGAAGCGAGUAAUAAGCAAGGCUGUUGGUCUUGAUAUGGACGUUGCAGAGACUGUGUUAACAGAAAUGCAGGCGCAGGAGGAAUUUUUGCAAUUCUGUGAGGUUUUUGCUCGUUUAACUCAAGGGAAAGGCUUUUAUCACACUUCAAAGGAUGAAACUCUUGACGCCUAUGUUGAAAAUCUACGUAAGCUCUAUUCAAUGAAUGCUGGAACCUUUAGUACCUUGGAUGUUGUGCAAUACUAUGCAUCAAAAGAAGGUUCCCAUCCUGUUGAUUGGGCAAAGAGGUGGUAUGAGAAAGCUUUGCUGAUACCACUACAGAACACUCCAGAGUAUAAAAAAUUGCUUCAAAUUCAGGAACAGGAACGUCUGGCACUGAAGGUAAAGGAGCAAUCCUCCGAGAGAAAUGAUACUAUUGCUGACCUAGCUGAAUCUGAAGUUGCUAGUGUUAAGAUGCAGAGGGUGGUAAAUAUUGUUGAGAAAAUGUUUAUGGAUCCUAGAGACAAGCGCCUGGAGUCGCUGCAUGAAAAACGCCUUAGGUACUUGGCCCAUAUGCAAAUGGAACGACAGAUAAAACGUGUAAGAGAGAAUGCUAAGCUUUUUGAGGGUGUGGAGGACACUCCAGAGGCAGAGGAGUGUCGAGAACUCUAUAAAGGCAUUAUGCAGCGCAAGACAGCCUUAUCUGGAUCUCAGUUCAAUGCGGAUUCCGUUUCUGUUUCCACUGUUGAACCAACUAAACUGGAGACUAAUUCUACAUUGGAUGAAUCUGAGCAGCGUGUAUUUAACGUUUAUGAUGAUGCCGAGGCUGCCGCACUUUUUGACAAGAUACGUGCCAUCACUCAUCGUGUCAUUCAAGAGCGUUGUGUGGCGAGUGCGGCCGCGGCGAAGGCGCGGCGUCUUCACCGCAUUAUCCGUAGCCUGAAGGGCGGUGGGGGUUCUAAUGAAGGCUCGAAUAUGCCUGGUGCUGGUCCUGGUUCGUUAGCGGAUGAGUUACGUGCCCUUCAGCGGGCUCGGCGGGCUCGGGUAACGCAGCGGCUGCUCGGUCUUGUUGAGGGUGAUGUGCGGGCAGAGGCGGCGUGGCUGGAGGCGAUGGCGGAGGCGGAGCGGCCCCCGCUGCUGCCGGUCCCCACCGGCAUGUCGUACGUGUCCGCCGCCGACGUGCGGGCGUGGCGUGAGCGUCGCCUGGCGGAGGAGCAGGCGGCUGGAAAUCCAUUUGAGCGGCGCCGUACACAAGGAAGGGGGAAUACCAAGGCAGUUCACAGCAAUGAUAACACGGCGGGGUUGACUGCGAGUGAAGGGGCGGAUGGGCGUCGAUUCCGCCCGGAACUUCUCGGACAGGCGUGGCGGGUGCCCGAUCGGCCGCUGCUCUUCUGGGGCACGGGGGUGACGGCAGUUCAGCAGGCUCUUCGGCACGCAGCGGAGGACGCAGAGCGAAAACGCACCGGCACGCCUCUUGCCCCGCCAUACCCGUGUCCAGAGAAUCCGUGGGGAUGGCGGCUCGCGAAGGACGUCUUGGAUGAGGAUUAG
Molecule: messenger RNA, 2409 nt
Organism: Trypanosoma theileri
Lineage: Eukaryota; Euglenozoa; Kinetoplastea; Trypanosomatida; Trypanosomatidae
Product: trichohyalin
Exons: 1
Coding region: 1-2409 (802 amino acids)
Source: RefSeq, a predicted model, not a curated record